Messenger RNA from Plenodomus lingam JN3, 255 nucleotides. NCBI's taxonomy places the organism in Eukaryota, Fungi, Ascomycota, Dothideomycetes, Pleosporales, Leptosphaeriaceae. The record is from RefSeq and is a predicted model, not a curated record.
AUGCUUACCCUCGGCUUACUUCGCCAGAUCAUCUCGGUGCGCUUGUUCGAGCAAUCGUCUGGGUUUCGCGAGGUUGGCGCAGGGAUCGCCUUCUCGGCAUGCGCACGUCAAUGCAGUGCGUACUCUGCUUUCCUAAUACCUAUCAUUGUACAAACAACUCAUCAUAUCCUCCUCCUCCUCCCUCAGACUUGUCCGUUUUUAAGAUUUUUCACUAGCCUCGAACGAUUUCGCGUUGCUGACAUGAAUAAGAGCUGA